CCGAGAUGACAACCAAAAAGAGAGUUGCGAAACCGCCAACCAGUUUCGAUUUCGUAAGCAGUCUUUUCCCUUCUGAAAAAUCACAGAUUUCCUCUAUUUUCAUUUCACACCUUUGACUCUUCUAUUCUUCUUGGUCCAUAUCGACGACUCCUAUUCAACUCUUGCCAUUUAAGGAGCCCUCCUUCCCUCUCUGUCUCCGGCUGAGCAUUUGAGUUCAAAAACUGAUUUCUGAAUUAACAAACACAAAAGUUUCUUAUUCAUACAGGAAAAAAAAUGGCUACUCCUAAUAGCAAUCAAAGUAAAGGCUUUUUUGCUUCUAUGACUUCUGGCUUGUCCAUGUUUGGCAACGCUAUGCACAGAUCUGUUAAUGGGUUCCUUGGUUAUGAAGGAGUAGAAGUCAUAAAUCCAGAGGGCGGCAAAGACGAUGCGGAAGAGGAAGCUCAGAAAGGAAGAUGGAAGCAAGAGGAACGAGAUGGCUACUGGAAAAUGAUGCAGAAUUACAUAGGCUCAGAUGUUACCUCUAUGGUGACACUUCCUGUCCUUAUUUUUGAGCCAAUGACCAUGCUUCAAAAAAUGGCAGAGUUGAUGGAAUACUCCUACUUGUUAGAUCAAGCAGAUGAAUGCGAGGAUCCUUAUAUGCGUUUGGUGUAUGCUUCGUCAUGGGCAAUUUCUGUCUACUAUGCAUACCAGAGGACAUGGAAACCAUUUAACCCCAUCCUUGGAGAGACUUAUGAAAUGAUUAAUCAAGGAGGGAUUACAUUUAUUUCGGAGCAGGUGAGCCAUCAUCCCCCAAUGGGUGCUGGCCAUGCUGAAAAUGAGCAUUUUGCUUAUGACAUCACAUCAAAGUUGAAGACUAAAUUUUUAGGAAACUCUGUUGAUGUUUAUCCAGUUGGAAGAACGCGUGUAACUCUUAAAAGAGACGGCGUGGUUUUAGAUCUAGUACCACCACCCACAAAGGUUAACAAUCUGAUUUUUGGACGGACAUGGGUUGAUACACUUGGGGAGAUGAUAAUGACGAAUUUGACCACUGGGGACAAAGUUGUUCUAUAUUUUCAACCAUGUGGCUGGUUUGGUGCUGGCCGCUAUGAAGUGGAUGGGUAUGUUUAUAAUGCUGCUGAAGAGCCCAAAAUAUUGAUGACAGGGAAGUGGAAUGAGUCAAUGAGCUAUCAACCAUGUGAUCUGGAAGGUGAACCUGUUACAGGCUCAGAAUUGAAAGAGGCCUGGCAUGUUGCUGAUGUUCCACCAAAUGAUAAAUUUCAGUAUACAUACUUUGCGCAUAAACUUAACAGCUUCGACACAGCUCCUAGGAAGUUGUUAGCAUCUGAUUCCCGUUUGCGCCCUGAUAGAUUAGCACUGGAGAAGGGUGAUCUAUCCAAAGCUGGUGCUGAAAAGAGCAGUUUGGAGGAAAGGCAGAGAGCUGAAAGAAGAGAACGAGAGGUUAAGGCCCAUAAAUUUACACCACGAUGGUUUGAUAUGACUGACGAGGUUACACCUACACCAUGGGGUGACUUGGAAAUCUACCAAUACAACGGUAAAUACACAGAACACAGGGCUGUUAUAGAUAGCUCAGACAGCAUAGAGGAGGUUGAUGUCAAAUCAAUUGAAUUCAACCCCUGGCAGUUUGGUAACUUGUCUGCAGAAUGAGGUUCUCUUGUUUUCAUGUUUUCUCGGUUUAUGCAGCUGCAACUCUCUCAUUAUGUGAAAUCUAGCUAUUAUUUGUUGGCUCGUGUAUGUUCUUUUUGAUAAAAUUCCUUUCCAGUUGAUUUGGGAAAAUUCUACUUUUCUCAGUCUGUUAAGAGCCUUAUUUUUUUUUUUUUUGGUUCAUUUUUAUUAGAAACCCAACAUCUCAAUUCCUUUCUUGUUACUUUUCUUAUGCAAAAUUUUAGGUUUUGUUUU
This is a messenger RNA of Manihot esculenta (cassava), 1896 nucleotides long. RefSeq names its product oxysterol-binding protein-related protein 3C. Gene Ontology annotation, cellular component: membrane; cytosol; intracellular membrane-bounded organelle. The transcript has 10 exons. Gene Ontology annotation, molecular function: sterol binding. The record is from RefSeq and is a predicted model, not a curated record. NCBI's taxonomy places the organism in Eukaryota, Viridiplantae, Streptophyta, Magnoliopsida, Malpighiales, Euphorbiaceae. The coding region runs from base 274 to 1644 and encodes 456 amino acids.